Molecule: messenger RNA, 2256 nt
Organism: Penicillium canariense
Lineage: Eukaryota; Fungi; Ascomycota; Eurotiomycetes; Eurotiales; Aspergillaceae
Product: glycoside hydrolase family 3 protein
Exons: 1
Coding region: 1-2256 (751 amino acids)
Biological process (GO): glucan catabolic process
Molecular function (GO): beta-glucosidase activity
Source: RefSeq, a predicted model, not a curated record
AUGCGUGUGACAACCCAACUUGCGCAAAGUGGCCUCCCGCCUCCUAGCCCACACACUGACAGUCAACCCACGUCCUUCACAUUUCUCCAGGCUACCGACGCAGUCAAAAGUGGCCUUCCUCUCCCCCAGGUCGUCGCCCGCCUUCUGUCCGAGCUGACAAAGACUGAAUGUCUAUCCCUCUUGGACGGAGACGAACAGUUCUGGGGCGGAUUGCGCACCAUCCUCUGCGACCGGUACAACCGCCAUCCUUUCGUGCACGGCCAUGUUCGGCGUCUCGGCAUCCCUGGCAUUCGGUUCACGGAUGGACCGCGGGGGGUGGUCAUGGGGGAGUCGACCGCGUUCCCCGUCUCCAUGGCUCGAGGCGCAACAUGGGAUGUGGAUCUGGAACGGCGAGUCGGAGAGGCGAUCGGCCGCGAGGCCAAGGCCCAGGGCGCGAACUUCUUCGCCGGCGUCUGUGUGAAUCUCCCUCGACACCCGGCCUGGGGACGCAGCCAGGAGACUUAUGGCGAGGAUCCGCUGCUUCUGGGGGAGUUCGGCCUGGCGUUGACGCAAGGUGUUCAGCAACAUGUUAUGGCGUGUGUGAAGCAUUUCGCGCUGAAUUCGAUGGAGAAUGCGCGAUUCCAGGUCGAUGUCCAGGUCGACGAGGAUGUCUUGCGCGAGGUCUAUCUUCCGCAUUUCCGACGAAUUGUCGAUGGCGGCGCGGCGGCGGUGAUGUCCGCGUAUAACUCGGUGAAUGGGGAGUGGGCGGGACAGAGCCACCAGUUGCUGAUGGAUAUCCUCCGGGGGGAAUGGGGAUUUGAUGGCUUUGUCAUGUCGGACUUUAUCUUUGGGUUGCGCGAUGCGGCGACCUCAGUGAGGAACGGAUUGGACAUCGAGGCACCCUUUCGACAGCAGAGAGCCAUGGAUCUGCCUGCUGCCUUAGCGUCGGGUGAAUUAGACUGGAGCGACGUGCACCGUGCCUGUGCAAGGAUCCUCACCAAGCAGCUUGAGUUCGCUAUCAGGACGGAAUCCUCACAACCGGACCCCGCGGUGGUCUUUUGUGAAGAGCAUCGUGCGCUGUCUCGCGAGGUGGCGACGCGCGGGACCGUGCUUCUGAAGAAUGAGGAGGUCGGGGGCCAGAGGAUGCUUCCGCUGCAUGCUUCUUCCAUCUCCCAAAUUGCUGUGGUGGGCCGUCUCGCCACGGUCCCGAACACCGGAGACAAGGGCUCUUCCCAGGUCUUCGCGCCACAUGUGGUGACAGCGCUGGAAGGCAUCAGAUGCGCCUUCCCUCAAGCGCAGAUCUCCUUCACACACGAGCCUGGCCAGGUGACGGAGAUGGCAUCCCAGGCGGAUGUGGUCAUCUGCGUGGUCGGGUACGACCAUCAGGAUGAAGGUGAGUAUGUGGUUCCUGCGUUGAAGGAGAAUCCCACCCUCCAAGGCGUGUUGCCACCCGCGGUCACUCCGGCGGACCGAGAGAUGUUGGCCGUCAUUAAAGGUGACUCCGCUGACCAGUCCGCGAGUGCCAUUGAGGUCGGGGCUGGGGGCGACCGUGCAUCCUUGCGACUGCGGGCUGAAGACGUGGCGCUGAUCGAGGCCGUCUCCCACAAUCCCCGCACAGUCGUGUCUGUCGUUGCUGGCGGGACGGUCAUUAUGGAGGAGUGGAGAGCCAAGGUGCCCGCCAUUCUCAUGAGUUGGUAUAGCGGAUGCGAGGGCGGCCACGCUUUGGCCGAUCUCCUCGUCGGACGAGUCGAACCCAGCGGACGACUUCCCGUUUCAAUCCCCACGAAUGAGAGCCAUCUACCCUUCUUCGACGUGAACGCAACGCGUAUCACCUAUGAUCGAUGGUAUGGUCAGCACCUUCUCGACCGCAUGGGGGUGCCUGCUGCGUUUCCCUUCGGCUACGGAUUAUCGUACACAUCGUUUGCGGUCGACAACUUGAGGGUCAUCCCCGCCCAGUCUGCGACCGACGCCGACGGGCAGAUCGAGCGGUUGACUGUCCAUUUUGAUGUUCGCAAUACAGGGUCGCGAGCUGGGCGAUAUCAAGCCCAAGUAUACGGUCGACCGGGGGUGGAAAACUUCCCGUCCUGCGUCUUACUGGGUUUUGCGCCUGUCAGCUUGGCACUAGGGGAAACGCGAGCGGCAACCAUUACGGUCUCGUUGAGACCCCUUCAGAGAUUCGUGGAUGGGAAACUCACUCUGCCGAGGAAGAAGAUUCUGGUGGAGGUUGCGUCUUUUGCGGGAGAUCCAGAUGCCACCCGCAUUGCAUUCAUGCUCUGA